UAUUUUCGUAGAAAAAAUAUUACUAAUUAUAUAUAUAAUACACACACAUCAAAUUAUCAAAGCCAUGGCUCCUCCCUUCACCGCAGCCCUAAAUUUCAUACGCGAAGUCAAGUCCGCCGCCGCCGCCGCCGGCGACGGCGGCCAAACCUACGCCGAGUUUCUCCAAACACUAAAGCAAUACCGCAAAAGAAACUUAGAUCCUUCCAUCGUAAUUUCCACCGCCCUAACACUCUUCCGCAACCACCCUAACCUACUCGAUGGCUUCAAGCAUUUCGCGCCCGCCGCCGCCGCCGCCGCGGCGGAGGAGAAUUCCGGCCUCGAGUUCCUGAACCGGGUCCGCCUGAGGUCCUGCGCCGACUUCCUGAACCGGGUCGGGGCCCGGUUCGACGGCGGCGGGGCCUACCGCGAGUUCUUGGAGCGCAUGCAUGCAUACUCACGUGGAGAAAUCACCGCCGCCGCCGUCGCCGACGAGGUCACCGGAAUCUUCGGGAAGAGCAACGGCGACCUCGUUCGUGAGUUCGCGCGUUUCUUGCCAGAAUCUCCCGACGGAGAGGGAGAGGGAUCGAAGAAGAAGAACAUCGAGGGUUCGAGGAAGAGGAAGACCGAUUGGACCGAUGAUGAAGGGAUUAAGAGGAGGAGGAAUUCGAGUCCCGUCGGCGGCGCCGCCGUCAACCAGCCAAAAACGCUGCCGAUGCCACCGGAGAAGCAUGGAUUGAGGGCGGCGGAGGCAGACAACGAUAUGGAGGAUCUGUUGUGUGAGAUUGAUGUGAGGAUCGGGAGAUUGAAAUCGGCUCGAAGGAGCGUGAAGCGCCUCCGCCGCCGCAUCACCCGCGGCCGUGUGUCUCCGGCCGGCGGCGUCCGCCUCCACGAGCAUUUGACGGCGCUGGACUUGGUCUGCAUCAGAAGUGUGCGGUGCAGGAAGCUUCUAGAAGAUGCCGGUUGUGAUUUGGUGCCUGCAUUGCUGGUGGUGAGGGAGGCUUUGAAGAAGAAGAAGGAGGUUUUGAAGAGAGAGAGAUUGAAGAUUGUGGAGCAAUGGAAUAGAAUUAGAUCAUCAUCUCGAUAAUGAGUUUGAGAUUGAUUUUAUUUUAAAUUAUAGAGUGUUUGACUAUGAAAUUGUUGUUUGUUUGUUUGUUUGUGUUGUUUGUUUAGCAAGAUUCAAGUUAUUGGAACAUGAAUGUGCUUUGUUUCAUAUUUAAAUAUUUAAUUAAUCCAUCUUUCUU
This is a messenger RNA of Salvia miltiorrhiza (redroot sage), 1220 nucleotides long. Its product is annotated as paired amphipathic helix protein Sin3-like 3. The coding region runs from base 65 to 1063 and encodes 332 amino acids. NCBI's taxonomy places the organism in Eukaryota, Viridiplantae, Streptophyta, Magnoliopsida, Lamiales, Lamiaceae. Gene Ontology annotation, biological process: regulation of DNA-templated transcription. The record is from RefSeq and is a predicted model, not a curated record. Gene Ontology annotation, molecular function: transcription corepressor activity. The transcript is spliced from 2 exons.